Phalaenopsis equestris is the source of this 2443-nucleotide messenger RNA. Its product is annotated as translation initiation factor eIF-2B subunit delta-like. The record is from RefSeq and is a predicted model, not a curated record. The transcript has 7 exons. The coding region runs from base 180 to 2087 and encodes 635 amino acids. NCBI's taxonomy places the organism in Eukaryota, Viridiplantae, Streptophyta, Magnoliopsida, Asparagales, Orchidaceae.
AAAAAAAAUUACACCCACUGACAUUUUGAAUUCUCGGUUUUCUGCUAACGAACAGCGAGAGGAGCCGACUCCGAAGCUACCAAACCCUAGAUAGUCCUUAUCGUCGGGCGAAUCCCUCCACGGCGGAAUCUUAGUUUAAUACUAAACGUAACACACCACGCCAACACGCCGGAUCCCCCAUGGACUCGCGUCGUCUCCCGCGCACCGUAAUUGAUCCGAAGGUCCGCCAGGUAGGCUUCUUCACCGCCGGCGAUCCACCACCGGCACGCUCACACUCCAUCCCAGUCGACGCCACCAUGACUUCCGAUCUCAACUUCACCGGAAAUUCCCUCUCCCCUGUCAUGAUCCCACCACUUCGCCACAUAUCGCCUCUCCGGCGCGAGGAGGUGCAGAUGCCAAUCGGGAGCUACAACCCGUCGGAAUCGUUUUUAGGGAUGUCGCCAUCUAGAAGAGGGACUGAUGGGUUGGAUAACUCGGAGGCUGCGACCUCCUCUUUGCUUGGGAUAACUGGGUCUAUUCAUGCUGCUGCGUCGUUCCCGCGGGGUAUUGGGGAGGUGAUGAUGGUUGUGAGGAAUGAUGAGGCCAAGACGAAGGCAUUGGCUGAGAAAACGCUUCCUGGGGUAACUGAGGAAGAUGGAACUCUUACUGAUAUGAAAAAUGAAGGGGCUGGAACUGGAAGACCUCAUAAACAGAAGACCACUAGAGCUGAACGACGAGCCAUUCAGGAAGCGCAACGAACCUCAAAGGCUGCAGCAGUGGUGGUUGGUAAAGGAGGCACGCUUACAGCUUCAACUGGAGGUGCAGCUUCUGCUAUCUCAAACCAAGAGAAGGUUCAGAAACAAUCUCAGAAGAAGGAUGGGCCUCAGGAUAUAAGUGCAGCUCCUGAAAAGAGGGUUGGCCGCAAUCUUGAUAAAGACAGAAAAAAAGAUAUUCCUCAGCCUCUAAUGCAAUUUGAUGACAAGAAUCGAGUUGAAAAGGCUAAAAAACGCGCAAUUGUUACUCAGUUUGAAGCUCGAAAUAGGGUUGAGUUGUUCCGGCACUUGCCACAGUAUGAGCAUGGGCCCCAGCUUCCAUAUCUUGAAUCCAAAUUUUUUGGCUUUGACAAUAUUCAUCCUUCAGUAUAUAAGGUAGGACUUCAGUAUCUAUCAGGGACUAUUACCGGCGGCAAUGCUCGAUGUCGAGAAAUGCUUCAGGCAUUUCGUGAGGCAAUUAUAGAUUACUCUACACCUCCAGAGAAAGUUCUCGUACGAGAUUUGACCUCGAAAAUUGGUAGUUAUGUUUCAUUUUUGAUUGAGUGCAGGCCCCUCUCAGUUGGCAUGGGAAAUGCUAUCAGAUUUCUGAAGAACAGAGUUGCAAAGUUACAUCGUAACCUGUCGGAAUCGGAAGCAAAAUCUCGUCUUUUAUCCGAUAUUGACCGUUUCAUUAAUGAGAAAAUAAUCAUUGCUGACCAGAUUAUAGUACAACAUGCUGUCACAAAAAUUAGAGAUGGCGAUGUGCUACUCAUAUAUGGAUAUUCGACUGUCGUCGAAAUGAUCUUACUACAUGCGCACGAACAAGGAAAGCAGUUCCGUGUUGUGAUCGUCGAUUCUCGGCCAAAACUCGAAGGAAAAACGGUACUUCGUAAAUUGGUUAUGAAAGGUCUGAGUUGCACAUACACUCACAUAAACGCUGUUUCAUAUGUCAUGCAUGAAGUCAAUCGUGUUUUUCUUGGUGCGUCCGCAAUUUUGGCGAACGGAACUGUUUUUUCGAGAGUUGGAACUGCUUCUAUUGCCAUGGUCGCCCAUGAAUUUAGAGUUCCGGUUCUUAUAUGCUGCGAGGCGUACAAGUUUCAUGAAAGGGUGCAACUUGAUUCAAUAUGCUCCAAUGAACUUGGUGACCCGGAUGUAAUUUCUAUCGUUCCUGGGAAAGAAGAUUCGAAUCAUCUGGCAAAUUGGUCUGAUCAUAAGAAUCUUCAGCUUUUGAAUCUUUUCUAUGAUGCAACUCCUUCGGACUAUGUAUCGAUCAUUGUGACAGAGCAUGGAAUGGUUCCCCCGACCAGUGUGCCGGUUAUUGUGCGAGAAUAUGGGAAGGAUCAGUUCAUAUUUUGAUAGCUGCUCUUCUGGCAGCAAUUCUUAAUGCCUUGAUGCCCUCCCCAUGAUAUCUACAUGCGAAUUAUUUUUUGUAAUUUUUUUUUUUUAAUUUCUAGGAAUAAAUGGUUAAUAUUGAUAUAAAAGUUCCGGCAGCCUAUAUUUUUGCAGACUUCUACCCGUGAAGAGUGCAGCAGUUGGCCUCUCCUUCAGGUUUCUUUUGUCUGAACCAAAAUUUUGGUAUUUUUGUAUUGAUUUCCUACUGAAAGUGGUCGGUGCUUUUUCUUUUCUUUCAUCUAAAUCUUUGUGUAAAUUUCUAUUUGUUUUGUCCUUUUUUUAUCUACAUUUCUUUGUGACUGGGAAAAUUUGGGGUUGAU